AACGAAACUUUGGAACUUUUUCCUAAUUUACUUUUUGCUCUAAAUCAAAAUUAUAAAAUAUCUACUGCAUUAUUCUCUGGUAUCGGUAUCGCUCAGAAAAAUGAAAGAGGUAAAAGCGAGCGCCGCUUGGGUUGCUUCCCAGGCUUCUCAUGUCUUCAUCGAUUCUUCAGAAUUAGAGAAGGUGGUGGAGAAAACAAAGGACGCAAUACCCAAAGUAGAAUGGGAUUAUGAAGGGAUACAUUACUUUGAUGAUGGACCUCUCUCUAUUCAGUAUCUUCUCGUCUUGGAUUCCUUGAACUUUUGCUUUUGGCCUGAUGAGGAGUUAAAAUAUGAUCAUCUUGCUUUGGGGUUAAAGAGAGCUCUGGAGCAUGACAAAUCUGCCUUCGAUGCAGAUCGUCUACAAAAGUACACAGGCCCUGAACUAAGAGAGAUGUUGAAAUGGCCGAGGCCACUUCCUUUAGAAGAUGAACGAGUUCGCCUACUUCACGAGGUUGGCCGUGUACUGGAGAAGAACUUUGAGGGGAAAGCGUCCAAUCUUGUGGAAUCAUGUGAAAAAUCAGCGGUUAAACUAGUAGCUCUUGUAACUCGUCACUUUCCUGGUUUUAGAGAUCACACAGUAUAUAAAGGUCAUCAGGUUUUUUUGUACAAACGAGCCCAGAUAUUUGUUGCAGAUUUGUGGGGUGCAUUCAAGGGCCAGGGUUUCGGGGAGUUCAGUGACAUAGGUUCGGUCACAAUAUUCGCCGACUACAUUGUCCCCGCUGUUCUGCAGCAUUUUGGUGUGUUAAACUACAGUGCAUCCCUUGCUAGCAUGGUUGAAUCAAAUAGUGAAAUAGGUUCUGGCACUGAGGAGGAGGUAGAGUUGCGAGCUUGCUCCAUCCAUGUUGUGGAAAUGAUGAAGGAUUUGAUCCAGAUAAAAUAUGGAAAGCAGGUGUCAAGUGUGGAGCUGGAUCUUUGGCUAUGGUCAUAUGGCAUACAGUUGCCUUCUCUCGCUCACCACAGGACACUUUCCAUAUACUACUGAAGCUAUGCUAUUGCCAAACUCUUUUUAUCUCUUACCCUUUUGUACAUGUUGAAGGAUAGGGGGGGGGGGGGGGAAUUAGCAUGAAGUCUUAUGAUAUUGUUAAAUUAGGAUGAUUACUGGAUUCAUUAAGCUAAUGCAACUAUGCAAGUCAUUUUGGUCAUAUUUUGUGGAAUCCACAUCAGUGCAGGAUUUGCAUCCUUCUUUCUGGCUGCACAAACAGGAAUCACUCAACUUUCUCUUCUGAUGUUUAGUGUUUUUUUUGUUUUAA
Messenger RNA from Spinacia oleracea (spinach), 1289 nucleotides. RefSeq lists its product as uncharacterized. The coding region runs from base 101 to 1021 and encodes 306 amino acids. Lineage: Eukaryota; Viridiplantae; Streptophyta; Magnoliopsida; Caryophyllales; Amaranthaceae. The record is from RefSeq and is a predicted model, not a curated record. The transcript is spliced from 7 exons.